Electrophorus electricus (electric eel) is the source of this 2231-nucleotide messenger RNA. RefSeq lists its product as uncharacterized. Lineage: Eukaryota; Metazoa; Chordata; Actinopteri; Gymnotiformes; Gymnotidae. The record is from RefSeq and is a predicted model, not a curated record. Gene Ontology annotation, molecular function: zinc ion binding.
AUGGAUGAGCAAGGCCUGGAUUCGAAAGUGCAGCCAGAUCAAGAGCCAUCAGAGCAAUGUGCCCACAGCCCCAGGCCGGACCGCACCGUAACCCAGCGCCCCAGGCCGGACCGCAGCGUAACCCAGCGCCCCAGGCCGGACCGCAGCGUAACCCAGCGCCCCAGGCCGGACCGCACCGUGACCCAGCGCCCCAGGCCGGACCGCACCGUGACCCAGCGCCCCAGGCCGGACCGCACCGUGACCCAGCGCCCCGGGCUGGACAGCACCCAGGCUCAGAGCUCUGAGCUGGACCACACACUGGCUAAGCUUAAACAUGAUGCAGGCUGUACAGUGGAAGUCCUUGUUGAUCAGGACAACAUUCUGAAGGGCAUAUUUUAUCAGGAUACAACAAUGCAAAAGCAUUUUGACCUGUUUCCUGAGGUUCUAGUGGUGACCACAGCCUGUAGGCUGUUUGACAUGUACGUGUAUGUGCAGCUAGCUGUGGACGGUAAUGGACACAGUGAUCUUGUGUCCAUGUUCGUGGUUAGUGACAGCUCCAAAUCCAUCUCGGCUAUGGUGGACAUAUUCAAACGGUACAAUCGUGCGUGGGAGAGGAUCCAGGUGGUGGUAAUGGCUGAGUAUCGCAUGGAGAGACUGGUGUAUGCUUCACACUAUCCCAAGGCCCAAAUAUUCAUCACACCCUCCCGCGUCACCCGAACCAUGAAGCAGGAGAUAAGUCAGAUGGACACCCUAACUGUCCAGCAGAAACAGGAGAGUCUGCAUCUUCUUCAGCAGAUAGCUCACUCUAACGGAGAGCAGUCCUACCAGAAGAAUGUCGAGCACCUGCACAAGAUAGGAAUCCAGCUGGUCAUAGACUAUUAUAACCGAACAUGGCACCCAAUCAGGGAGCAUUGGGUAGUGGGCCUGAAGGAGUGUUGCCUCUACAGCCAGAACACCACCAGGCAACUGGCCCAGUUUCAGCGCCGGCUGAACCAGUGCAUCCAUGCGUUGGGUGACCUCCGGGGCUUUUGUCAGGAUAUUAAGACACUAGUUGACAGCCUGCGGGGGGUGCUGAGGGAGGCAGCGAUAGCACAGCUGCAUGUGAAGGCAGAAGCGGGCGAACUAGUAUUGUUGAGCUCUGUCUGGCACCGAUACCUGAACCUGUUGACACCCUACGCCAGCCAGCUCGUUGCCAGGCAGCUGGGCCUCUCUGAGCAGGUGGAUUUUGAACAGGAGCUCACAGCAGGAGACACAGUUGUGCUGGACUCUGCCUCGGGCAUCAUAACUAUUACUGCCACAUCCUGUACCUGUCCAUUUGCCACACUCAACAGGUUGCCAUGCCGACAUAUGUUUGCGUUCAGGGAGAAGUGUGGCCUGAAUCUUUUCUCAGAGGAAGGGUUGGCACCAAGGUGGUGUCUCAAACACAGCUGCAGGAACGAUCAGCAGGGAGAAUUGGGUGGAGGAGGAGGGGACUUGGGUAGAGAGGAGCAGGGCGAUUCAUGUGGAGAGGAGCAGGGGGGUGGAGCAGACCAGGGCAGCUCUGAGCACACUGCGGCCAGACAUCACAGGCGAGCUGCGCGCAUGGCUCGAGCCCUGAUGUUGCUCAUCUGCGCUACGUCCUCCUCUGCUCUGCAUGAAGAGCGAAUCGCUGUCCUGCAGCAGGUGCUCCAUCUGUGGGAGGAGGACAAACAUGCCACCGUGGUGGAGCUCAUACAGGUCACAGUCUGAGGAGUGCCCAGAGCAGGAAAUGUAGCAUGGACGUGGCUGACCAUCUGAGGGAUUAGGGUUUAUCUGUACAUAUUUUCAUAUUUUCAUAGUUAUAUAAAUGUUAAGUCUAUAUAUGGAUAUUCUAACACUACCCAGUUCACUCUGACUGAUUGUAAAUAUUCAUUUGAAAUGCCACUUCAGUUAAUACUUUUCUUUCACAUAAAAUGAAUUCAUUGAUGAUUUUUUGGUGGAUUUUCCCCUUGUCAUUUUUCUUCAUUUUUGUACAGACAAAACUCUUUGUAUUUAUAAAACAAGCACAGUUAAGGUUUUUAUACUGUCAUGUCCUACUCAAGGGCUGGAGGUGCUGGAGCAGGGAAAACACUCACCCCCAGGGAAAACAAACAUCAUGACUCUUCUUUUCCACUGAUAUCGGUUCAGUUUCUAAGAUGUUCGUUAUAUUGCUCUAGGUAACAGAAACUCUGUACCACUGUAAGACCAGGACCAUUUCUCUUUGGUAUCUCUGAACUUUGCAGUUCCUCCUUGUG